AUGUCUCACAGUGAUCCCAGUUUAUUCGUGAAGUAUUCCGACUCCGCUAUUGUGGUUUUGUUGCUCUAUGUCGACGACAUUAUUCUCACUGGCUCAAAUCCACAGGUCAUCCAGGAGGUAAUUACAGAGCUUGGUUCAGUGUUUGAGCUCAAGGAUAUGGGCAUCCUUACUUAUUUCCUUGGUCUUCAGAUUUCCUGUAAGUCUAAUGGAGACAUCUUUGUUAGUCAACAAAAAUAUGCUACUGAUUUGUUAGCAAAGUCUGGGAUGAGUUCUUGUAAACCCUGUCCUACACCUCUGAAACCUCACACACAGAUUUUACUCACUGAUGGUAUCCCUUUGAAGGAUCCAAAACAGUAUCGUAGCAUUGUUGGUGCUUUACAGUAUCUUACCUUUACAAGGCCCGACAUUGCCUAUUCUGUUAAUACUGUCUGUCAAUUCAUGAAUAAUCCUACCGAGCAUCAUUUCUUCUUAGUGAAACGCAUUCUGCGUUAUCUACAGGGCACACUCAGUCAUGGUUUUACUUACUCUUCUUCAGGUCCCUUACUCUUGUCUGCUUAUAGUGAUUAUGACUGGGCGGGUGAUAUUAACACUCGCAGAUCCACUACGGGCUUUGUGGUGUACUUGGGGUCUAACCCAAUCUCAUGGCAAUCCAAGAAGCAAGGUUCUGUUUCACGCAGUUCCACUGAAGCCGAGUACAGGGCUCUUGCUAAUGCCUCAGCAGAUGUCGUCUGGAUUCGGCAGCUUCUUGUUGAUCUACAUGUAUAUUUGUCUGAGCCUCCUAUUCUGUAUUGCGAUAAUCUGUCAGCAUUGGCUUUAAGCUCCAAUCCUAUAUAUCACUCCCGUAUCAAACACCUCGACAUUGACUUCCAUUUCAUCAGAGAGCGUGUGCAGCGCAGGGAUUUCUUAGUUCAGUAUAUACCAACUGAUGAGCAGGUCGCUGAUGUCCUGACUAAGGGACUUCAUAGUCCAGUUUUCUCUAAGCAUUGUACCAAUCUCAGAUUAGGUCCCUACUCUAAGAUUGAGGGGGGAUGUUUAGCUAAUGAUUAG
Molecule: messenger RNA, 1047 nt
Organism: Prunus dulcis (almond)
Lineage: Eukaryota; Viridiplantae; Streptophyta; Magnoliopsida; Rosales; Rosaceae
Exons: 1
Coding region: 1-1047 (348 amino acids)
Source: RefSeq, a predicted model, not a curated record